This is a messenger RNA of Cladophialophora yegresii CBS 114405, 1569 nucleotides long. RefSeq lists its product as uncharacterized. Lineage: Eukaryota; Fungi; Ascomycota; Eurotiomycetes; Chaetothyriales; Herpotrichiellaceae. Gene Ontology annotation, biological process: DNA damage response. The record is from RefSeq and is a predicted model, not a curated record. Bases 1 to 1569 code for a protein of 522 amino acids. Gene Ontology annotation, molecular function: histone H3K56 acetyltransferase activity. Gene Ontology annotation, cellular component: nucleus. The transcript has a single exon.
AUGUUAGCAAAGUCAUCUCUGCCGCUCCGACUUGCGGCAGUCCUGCCUUCAGGCUUGAGCCUCCGUGCGUACCACGUGUCGACGCCGCCCACGUCGACCUCGGCUCUGUUCGCGCCACUACCUGGGACUGAGGAGGAGCCUACCUCUUGUGAGUCCCAUUUUCUCGCAGUGUCUUCUCCCGACAAUGGCGACAACAAAGAGGUCCUGAUCUACGCGAUCGAGGUUCUGAUCUUCACCACCGAAUCUCUCACCACUUUAUUCGUCUCCAAAGCCGACUCGUCAGGGUUCUCAACUCGACUGGACAAUCCAAAAGGCUCACCUUCGAUUGUUGGGGCCAUCACUUCGACUUUUGCAGAGUAUUUACUCGAACCUCGCCUGGCCAGUUCAAGAGUGGUGCUUUCUCUUUUUGCGCGUGCGCAGAGACAAUACCUGUUCCCUGGCAGUUCCGACAAUGCUGGAAAACACGUGCUUGACGACCGACACCUAAUAAAAUGGUGGUGCCGAAUCUUUGACAAGAUCCUACGGCAGCAACGGAACGAUUCGGCGGCCACGGCCCAUCUCCUGGUUCCUGGGUGUGACAAAGGCGAGACCAAAGCAUUCUUCCCUCCUUCGUUUCGUGCGGAUCCACCGGCAGAGCCGAAAUGGAUCAACUCAUAUCCUGUCAACCUCAUGGUGACGAACGCAUCAUUGCCUCCAAGACAUUUGAUACCGCGGCUACCGGACGACCCAAAGGCACGUUUUCUAGAUGAUCUGGACGGCGAGUUUGUGGACGAGCGAGGGAACUGGCGAAGUGUGAAGGAUCUCACGCACUUCUGGGAAUUUAUGUCUUACAGGCAGGAAUGCUCCGCUGGCAGGCUGGUUGGGUUUCUUUGGUUGGUCUUUUCCAAAGAUCAAGCCAAGUAUGCAGCUUCUAAUGAGCUUCCGCAAUCCGAAUACACGCAGAAGCGGAGUAAGCCAGUGGCGCAGCCAGAUCCUAUGACCCCCAGCAACUCUCAGCGACUGGAGAAUGGUGCGCCGGAAGUCAGCCCGCAGGAUCCAUCGACCCUCGAGACACUUCCAACCCUCCACUCACCACCUUGGUCUUCACCAGUCCAGCCAGAGCCAGAGCCGAGAACUUCGCAGGAUGUACGACACCGAAAUGGAGAUUCUGCUGCACCUCCGCCCACGGAGGGCUCAUCAUUGCCCGGGAUCAAUCAGACGCGUGGCGAGAUCGAAUUUGACGCAACUGAAUAUCAAGCGUUGAUGGAUCAUCUCCUGCAGACUGACUUCACCGGAGAAGAGUCUGCUGGGCGAGCCAGCAGAAGCUGGGUUGACAAAGCUCUGGAAUUAUCUGGGGCCACAACAUUUGGGCAACCCGUACUGGGAUGUGCCACCCCGGCCUUGGCGCAGUCCGCUGCGGCCGUCGAAGCGUCAUCUGCCCAAGUCAACCUGCUGACUGGCGUCCGUAAGAAGAGGAAAGCCGAUGUUAUCGAAGACGCCUCGGUGCGAUCUAAUGGGGUAGAAUUAACUGGUAUAGCAGCAAUCAAUACACUGGCUGCUGGUUUGGUUAGGAAGAAGCCCAAAGGCUGA